GUUUUGUAGGGGGUUGGGAAGGGUUCUGUGUUGAUCUUUCUUUUUGUGCCUCUGCUGUGUGCUUUACCCGCGCAUGGUGGAGGAGCCAUCUACGAGAGGGAUUAUCAACGACACGCCCGUUUGUUUGGCAAAUCUUUAUUAGUAUCAAGCGAGUACUUUCUUAAUUUUAGACCCUUAUGAGGGUGUAAAUAUUACCGUUUUAACAAUGGCUAAUAUCUCCUUGGAGCAACUUAAACAUGUCGACCUUGAGAAAAUUCCCGUUGAGGACAUUUUUACUCAACUCAAAUGUACGAAGGAAGGGUUGACCCACGAUGAAGCAACCAAAAGGCUUGCAAUUUUUGGGCCCAACAAGCUCGAGGAGAAAAAGGAAAGCAAGAUCCUCAAAUUUUUGGGGUUCAUGUGGAAUCCUCUUUCAUGGGUGAUGGAAGCUGCCGCCAUCAUGGCCCUUGUUUUGGCCAACGGAGGUGGCAGGCCACCAGACUGGCCAGACUUUGUGGGCAUUGUUGUCCUUCUAAUCAUCAAUGCAACCGUCAGUUUUAUUGAAGAAAACAAUGCUGGGAAUGCGGCAGCCGCCCUUAUGGCAGGUCUUGCCCCCAAGUGUAAGGUUUUUAGAGAUGGGAGAUGGGGAGAACAAGAAGCUGCAAUUUUGGUUCCUGGAGAUUUGAUUAGUGUUAAGUUGGGAGAUAUCAUUCCAGCUGAUGCUCGGCUUCUGGAAGGUGAUCCUUUGAAGAUUGACCAAUCUGCUCUCACUGGUGAAUCUCUCCCUGUGACCAAGUAUCCUGGAAAUGCAGUAUACUCAGGUUCCACGUGCAAGCAGGGUGAGAUCGAGGCUGUUGUUAUCGCCACUGGUAUCAAUACCUUCUUCGGAAAGGCUGCCCAUCUUGUGGAGAACACCAACCAAGUCGGUCACUUUCAACAGGUCUUGACUGCCAUUGGUAACUUUUGUAUAUGCUUCAUUGCUGUGGGACUUGUCAUCGAAGCCAUAGUGAUGUUUGCUUUCCAACAAAGAGCAUAUAGAGAUGGGAUUGAUAACUUGUUGGUCCUACUCAUCGGUGGUAUCCCGAUUGCCAUGCCUACGGUUCUAUCUGUGACAAUGGCUAUUGGAUCUCACCGCCUUUCACAACAAGGUGCCAUUACCAAGAGGAUGACAGCUAUUGAAGAAAUGGCAGGCAUGGAUAUUCUCUGCAGUGACAAAACUGGUACCCUCACCCUGAACAAGCUGACCGUUGACAAAUCCCUGAUUGAGGUUUUUGUCAAGGACUGCAACAAGGACUUGGUCAUCUUGUAUGCUGCUAGAGCUUCCAGGGUCGAGAACCAGGAUGCCAUUGAUGCUUCGAUGGUGAACAUGUUGGAUGACCCCAGAGAAGCAAGAGCUGGAAUCAAAGAGGUGCAUUUCUUGCCAUUUAAUCCAGUUGACAAGCGCACGGCUAUAACCUAUAUUGACAAUAAUGGAAACUGGCAUAGAUCCAGCAAGGGUGCUCCAGAGGAGAUCAUCAAGCUAUGUGACCUCAAGGGUGAAAGUUUGAAGAGAGCUCAAGGUAUCAUCGACACCUUUGCUAACCGUGGUCUUAGAUCCUUAGCUGUGGCUCGUCAAACUGUCCCAGAGAAGACUAAGGAAAGUGCUGGUUCCCCCUGGGAAUUCAUUGGUUUACUUCCACUCUUUGACCCCCCAAGACAUGAUAGUGCUGAUACCAUCCGGAAGGCAUUAGAACUCGGUGUCAAAGUUAAGAUGAUCACCGGUGACCAGCUCGCUAUCGGAAAGGAGACGGGUCGGAGGCUUGGCAUGGGAACUGACAUGUACCCCUCUUCUUCACUUAUUGGACAAAGCACAGAUGAUGAGCUCAUUGAGAAGGCUGAUGGCUUUGCUGGAGUAUUCCCUGAGCACAAGUAUGAGAUUGUCAAAAAGUUGCAAGAGAGGAACCACAUUUGCGGUAUGACUGGAGAUGGAGUAAACGAUGCACCUGCGCUCAAGAGAGCUGACAUUGGGAUAGCCGUGGAUGAUGCUACCGAUGCAGCCAGGAGUGCAUCUGACAUAGUCUUAACUCAGCCAGGUCUUAGUGUGAUCGUGAGUGCCGUGUUGACAAGUAGAGCCAUCUUUCAGAGAAUGAAGAACUACACCAUAUAUGCUGUUUCAAUCACCAUUCGUAUUGUACUCAGUUUCAUGCUUGUUACUCUCAUUUGGGAAUUUGACUUCUCACCCUUUAUGAUCCUUAUCAUAGCCAUCCUUAACGAUGGAACCAUCAUGACAAUCUCCAAGGAUAGAGUUAAGCCAUCUCCUAUCCCAGACUCAUGGAAGCUAAAUGAAAUUUUUGCCACUGGUGUUGUCCUAGGAACUUAUCUCGCUUUUGUAACCGCUAUCUUCUUCUGGCUUACAGCUCGGGUUGACUUCUUUCCCGAUCUUUUCGGAGUUCAAUCAAUCAUCGGAAAUGAGGAUAAGAUUAAUGCUGCACUUUACCUCCAAGUGAGCAUUAUCAGUCAGGCACUCAUAUUCGUGACAAGGUCUCGUGGCUGGUCAUUUGUUGAACGUCCCGGUAUCCUCCUGAUUGUGGCAUUUGCGAUAGCCCAGUUGGUGGCUACCUUAAUUGCUGUAUACGCAAGAUGGAGCUUUGCUAGGAUUGAGGGAAUCGGAUGGGGCUGGGCUUCAGCAAUCUGGAUCUUCAGCAUUGUUACCUACUUCCCUCUUGAUGUCCUCAAGUUCAUCAUUCGCCUCACGUUUGUUUAGAUGACAUGACCAA
This is a messenger RNA of Erigeron canadensis, 2735 nucleotides long. RefSeq names its product ATPase 6, plasma membrane-type-like. Gene Ontology annotation, molecular function: P-type proton-exporting transporter activity; ATP binding; ATP hydrolysis activity. Gene Ontology annotation, cellular component: plasma membrane. The transcript is spliced from 8 exons. The coding region runs from base 206 to 2722 and encodes 838 amino acids. NCBI's taxonomy places the organism in Eukaryota, Viridiplantae, Streptophyta, Magnoliopsida, Asterales, Asteraceae. Gene Ontology annotation, biological process: regulation of intracellular pH; proton export across plasma membrane. The record is from RefSeq and is a predicted model, not a curated record.